This is a messenger RNA of Prosopis cineraria, 2256 nucleotides long. RefSeq lists its product as uncharacterized. The coding region runs from base 1 to 2037 and encodes 678 amino acids. The transcript is spliced from 7 exons. The record is from RefSeq and is a predicted model, not a curated record. Lineage: Eukaryota; Viridiplantae; Streptophyta; Magnoliopsida; Fabales; Fabaceae.
AUGAUCGCCAUUGGAAGACUCAUGGGAAUAAUGCAACAGGAAGAGGUGCCACUGGGGUGGAACAAGCUAUUCAUUUACAUAACAAGUGCAGAAAAUGGGAAAACAAUCAGCAAAUUGGGGAAAGCAUCAGUGCAAAAUGGAGUGUGUCAUUGGGAAGACUCUAUUUUCCACUCCAUUUGGAUUUCUCAACACACUAAUAAUCAUCUCAUUAAGCUUGUUGUCGCCAUGGGAUCAGUGAGGUUUGGAACCCUUGGAGAGGCCACCAUUGAUUUGGCAAGUUACAUCAAAUCAGAAACUUCCACUCUAUCAUUGCCUUUGAAACAUUGUUACCACGACACAAUCUUACAAGUUCAGAUUCAGUGUUUGUCACCAGCAAGAAAUAUCAGAGAAGAGCAUUUGGACGACGAAAAUUCAUAUGUGGAGGAAAUGAAUGUUGACUAUGAUGAUCUAGACGAUAAAUCAGAUGCAUCUGAUAGUACCGCAUUCAACAAUAAUGUUAGACCGUCACAUUGUAACCAAUUGCACAACACAAGUCAUCCUGCAGAACUUUGCAGUAAUGAAACAAGUCUACUUGCAUCAGGUUCUUCUUCAUCAGGAAACCAACAAGAAAAUCACUCUAAUAAUGGCAACUACUCAGCAUCAGGAGCCAUCAAUUCAGACAUGAAACUUCAAGAACAAAUCAACGACUUUGGGCAGCAAGUUUCACACCGCCAGCAUGCAACAUUGGCGAAAAGUCUUGGAUCAUCUACAGAUCUUUUGGAUGCUGCUGAGGUCACAAUCAAUUUACUUAAUGCAGAAGCCAAAAUGUGGGAGACAAAUGCUAGGAAGUUGUUAAAUGAUGUGGAAAGAUUGCAGAAAGACUUGUGCAGCAAUUCAGACAAGGAGAAAGAGCUUGAAAUGGAGUUAUCAGCAUUGCAGAAAGGAUGUUAUGGGUUGAAGGAGGAAAUUGAAGAACUAAAAACUAUGGUGGAGGAAUCAUCAAUGGCAAAACAGAAUGACAGUGAAAACUUGAAGUUUCAGGCUGAAGAGAUGGGGAAAAUCAUAAAGGAGUUGAAAGAUGAGAUAGAGUAUCAUAAAGGACUAAACAACGACUUUGAAUUGCAGCUCAAGAAAGCACUAAAGUCCAACAUUGAUCUUGUCUCUAUUCUUCAGGAGCUAGAAAAGACAAUAGAAAAGCAAAAAAUGGAGAUUAUUGAUCUGUCAAUGACUAAGUUUCAAUUUCAAGAUGGAACAGAUUAUAGCCAUGGGCAUGAUGACAGUGAGGAAUAUGACUUUCAUUUGAAGAAGCCAGUUUUACCAGGAAAAAUGAGGAUGGAUUCUUCUGAUUCAGAUCUUGAUAUGUCUAGUUCUAAAUUUCCAAUAAAGUGCCUCUAUGAAGGUAUUGAACUAAAAGAAUUCUGGAGUUUAGAGCUGCAAGAGAAAAUAAAGAACAUGGAAAGUACCGUCAGAUUUCUGGAGAAAAGUCUAGCAGAAAAAGAUGAAGAGAUGCUUAAGGAAAGAGGUUUGAUGUCCAAAAUUUUAGAGGAAAAUGAAGCGAAAUGGAAGCAUAAGCUAUUUGAGAAAGAACAAGAGAUUAUCACCAUUGAAAAGAAGCUAUAUGAAGGUAUUGAUGCUUUUGAACAAGAAAUCAGAACUUUAAAACAGAUCAUGCAAGAGCUUGAAGCAAGAACUUGCAAGAAUCCUAGUGAACUAUGCAAGGUUGAAGAAGAGAUGAGCAUGAAUAUCCUUGUAAAAGAAGUUUCUGAUGUUUACCUGCUUACACAGUCCGAAGAUGUUGGAAACAUGCAUUGUUUGGAGCUAGACUUUCAGCUUGAAAGCUGGAAGGAAUUUUGCUCAUAUCUUGAAGAUGAACUCAGCAGAACAAGAGCCCAUUUGAAAAUGAAGGAACUUGCCAAUGCUGCCUUAGAAGAAAAGUUACAACGUUGUACAAAUUUCUUGACAGCUGAAGUACCUAGUGAAGGUGACAUGUACAAUGCCCCAGUUCCUGAGAUUGUUGUUGGAGAGGAAAACUUAGUGUGGUUCUCCUUAGAAGCUUAAAGCAAAAGAGGGACUGAUUGACAAGGAAGAUUACAAGUUGUGCUUAAAGCUAUUGGGAUUUCAUGUCUCAUUAUUUAUUUUCUACUAACCAACUUUUCAGGUGAUAGCAAUGAAGAAACAAAAGGAAAGAAGACAAUUUGAAAGUUGUUUUGAUGUGAAAAAGUGGUUUAACUUGUCUUAGUUUAUGUAUUUAUUUGAUGUAAUGUGAUUCAUCAAGUA